GAGACAAUAGGAAAUAAAUGGAUUUACGCACUCUGCAUGUUUAUCAUGAAAUGGCACUGCUCAUGCAUUGUUGUGUUGUUUUAAACAAUUUGCUCUCAAUCUUUGAACCUCUGUUCUAUUUUUCCUUUUUCUUUCUUUGAGAAAAACUUGUCCGUUUUAAGCGUAAGGGCUCAUCUAUUGCUUGGUAAGGAGAAGAAUCUGAAUACUUCUGUUACACAGGUUUGAAGGGACCAAUGUUCGUUUUUUGGAUCAUCGAAUCUCAGUUCCCAUUAUGAGGUGAGAGUAUGGAGAGACCUUCACGGACUCGCAUGGUUAGUGACACAUUUUGUAAACUGCUAUUUGAUACAUUAUUUUACAUAUGAAAACUCCCAAUACAACCGCACCAAAAUCGGAUAUUAUUUGUUAAAAAAAAAAAAAAAGAAGAAGAAAUAUUAACAUCAGUACAGCAAAAUCUUGUUUGUUUCAACACCGUAGUCACGAGAUUUGGUUAUUCCAACUUCCAUUCACAAACAUACGAAGAUUGGCUUUUCGACUUAUUAGUGAUCUAAAUCCAAAAAUCUCUACAACACUGCUUUAUAUAUCCAACGGUAUUCCAACGGUCACUUCCGUUCCCCUCUCCUCUUCUUCCACCUCUCUCUCUCUCCCCAUUCUUAAUUCCUAACCAAACCCAAAUGGCUUCAUCAGCGACACUCCCUUUCUCCGUAAUCCCUCCACCCACCAUCACCACCUCCUCACCGAAACCCCCUCCGCCGCAAAACCCCAACCUCUCCGUCCUCCGCCUCUGCACCCACCUCCGCGAGGCCACCCAAGUCCAUGCCCUCAUGAUCAAAACCUCCCAAUCCUCCGACCCCUACUCCGCGGGGCGCCUCGCCGAAUUCUACGCCGUCUCCCCCGGCGGAAGCCUCGACUUCGCCGCGAAGCUCCUCGACACAUUCCGAGACCACCCACCGCCCAUGUUCAUAUACAACACCUUAAUGCGAGGGUACCUUCUCAAAAACCAUCCCCUGCAAUCCCUUCAUCUCUUCCGCGAAUUGCUCCUUGCGUCGGCCGAGCCCGAUCACUUCUCGUUCACUUUCGCACUCAAAGCUUGCACCCAAAUUCACGCUCUUCGCGCCGGAAUGCAGCUCCACGCCCAUGCAAUCAAGCGCGGGAUCGAUUCGAAUGCCCAUGCGCGCAACAAACUGAUCCAUUUAUAUGCAGUGUGCGGUGUCGUGCGCGAUGCUCGCAAGGUGUUUGAUGGAAUUACUGAACUGGACUUGGUUGCGUGGAACAGCAUGCUUGAAGGUUAUGCUGAUAACAAGGAUGGGGACUCUCUCCAUGAGCUGUUUGAUAGAAUGCCGGCUCGAGAUGUGGUCUCUUGGAAUACGCUGAUGGCGUAUUAUAUUGAGAUGGGCGAGUUUGAGGAGGCGGUGGAUACAUUCCGAUCGAUGCAGGAGAGUGGGGAAUGUUGCCCUAAUCGCGUGACUUUGGUUAGCGUGCUAUCCGCUAUCACCCAUUUGGGUGCGCUCGGUCAAGGCUUAUGGGCACACGCCUAUAUAAACAGAAACCAAAUUGAGCUCGAUGAGAACCUAAGUUCUUCGUUGAUUAAUAUGUAUUCUAAAUGCGGGUGUAUUGAGGGUGCAGUGUAUACAUUUCAUGCUACGAAUCGUAAGAGUGUGGAUACUUGGAAUGCUAUGAUAUCGGGUUUCACAGCAAACGGCCACAGCUUAAAAGCCGUCGAGGUUUUCUCCACCAUGGAAUCUUCCAAAGUGGGGCCGAACAAGAUUACCUUUGCUUGUGUGUUAAAUGCUUGUAGCCAUGGAGGAUUAAUUGACGAAGGAAUGAGGAAUUUUAGGAAAAUGACUGAAAUUUACAGGAUCGAGCCCGACAUUGGACAUUAUGGUUGCAUGGUGGAUCUUUUUACCCGUGCGGGCUUGUUCGAUAAGGCUGAAGAGUUGAUCCAAACCAUGCCAUUUGAACCCGAUUCUGUGAUGUGGAAAGCCAUACUCGGGGCCUGUAGGAUUCAUAAGAACUUUAUGCUGGGUGAGAAGGCCGGACUUAGGCUCAUUGAGGUGGCCCCAAAUGAUAAUGCUAGUUAUGUACUAUUAUCGAACAUAUAUGCGUUAUCGAGUAACUGGCGUGGGGUACAUAAGGUGAGAAAGAUGAUGUCCGAUAAAGGGAUUAAGAAAAUACCAGGGUGUAGUUCUAUUGAACUAGAUGGUGUGGUUCAUGAAUUCAUUGCAGGAGAUAAUGGUCAUCCAAGGAAGAGAGAGAUUUAUGAGAUGUUAAGUGAGAUGGGGGAGAAAUUGAAGCUUAAAGGAUAUGAGGCUGAUACUACCCAAGUGCUUCUUGAUAUUGAGGAGGAGGAAGUGAAGGAGAAUUCAUUAGCUCUCCAUAGUGAGAAGCUCGCAAUAGCCUUCGGACUUAUUAGCACAAGUCCGGGCACCACCAUUCGGAUCGUGAAGAACCUGCGAGUUUGCGGGGAUUGUCAUGCGGCUAUUAAGCUUCUCAGCAUGAUAUACGAUAGGGAUAUAAUAGUAAGAGACGCAAACCGGUUCCAUCACUUUAGAGAAGGAUCUUGUUCUUGUAUGGACUACUGGUAGCGUCUUAAUUUGAUUUACUAGCAGCAGGGAGGGGAUUAUGUGAAUGUUCAUUCAUAUUCUUUUCCAAUAUAAGAGGUUUAAGUUCUUCAUGCGCUCCAAUUGUGAAUAUUCCUACCUAAAAGCAUGAUGACAAAUUCUGUCGAACA
Ananas comosus (pineapple) is the source of this 2728-nucleotide messenger RNA. RefSeq names its product pentatricopeptide repeat-containing protein At5g48910-like. The transcript has a single exon. Gene Ontology annotation, biological process: RNA modification. Gene Ontology annotation, molecular function: RNA binding; zinc ion binding; protein binding. Lineage: Eukaryota; Viridiplantae; Streptophyta; Magnoliopsida; Poales; Bromeliaceae. The coding region runs from base 672 to 2582 and encodes 636 amino acids. The record is from RefSeq and is a predicted model, not a curated record.